AUGGACGUCCGGUCGGAAUUUCUGUCGGGUCAUUCCUUUCGCUCGUCCUCUGCCUCUGCCUCUACCUCUGUCUUUACCAGGCCGGUUGAACAUCGCAAUCAGUCCAGUCUUGGCCGGUAUGAGUCCACGCUGGACGAGUCUGCUCGCGCGUAUCGUACCACAGCUUUGCGACAACUAAAUGGGACCCCCAGGCCUCUGUCUUGGAAGAACCGACAGGCCAAUCAUUCAGGCAGCCGAUCCUCCACGCUGGCGACGCAGCCCGUACUGGUGAGGGCCUAUUCAGGUGGUCCUGCUGAGGAUCCGUCUCCUCCAUCCCGGAUGUCUUUUCGGCGCUCGUUCCCCUUCACCGGGGGCUCGCGUCCCCAGGACCGAGGACCGCAGAUCCCCUCCGACGAAGAGUUCAGCAUCGAUAGCAUUCUUCGCGCCAUCGAACCGAACAUUCGCGGCACGUUAGACUCCAUCGGAGAGAUCUGCGGACGCAGCAAGCUCAGUCUGGCCAACGAAUACGGCAGCCAUAUCGCACCGCUCGGGGAAAUUCGCGCCCCUCCCGGCGGCUUGGUGACCGUCGAGGAGGCAAGUUCGGACAACGAAAGACAAGCUAACGAUAAUGUGGUCAUCUACGACGAUGAGAACAGCGUGACCGAUGGUCGUGAUCACAUCUCGUUCUCCCAUUACGGAUACUUUCAACAUGGCAGACAGCCCGGGUCAAUGUCGUCUCAUGCGGGAUUUCCUUCGAUGCAUCCUAUCUCCGAGGCGGAUGUAGCGUCGACGCAGGCGCAGCCUCACACUCCGCGGUCCGCCGGGUUCAACAUAGGGUCAGAUCAUGAUGCUGCUUUAGGCUUGGUCCCUCCAAGUAGAGAAUCUGCGUCAAAGCCGAGAUCGUAUGGUCGGGCGCUGCUGGGAAAGAAGGCCGUGUCGGGCACAGACCAGACGCAGGGUAUCUUGACGCCGGCUAUUGUAUCGGAGAUUUUGCUAGAUGCGCAAGCAGAUGGCCACUUGAUAGAGUCAACACCGUCAUCGAGACCUCGGACUGGUCGUCUUUCCCCAAAAGGACGUGCUCGCUCUCGGGUUGAUGCCGUCGAAGCCCGGGAAGUCUUCCCUGGAGAACCACCCAAGACAUCUGCCCUAGGCGACAUGCAGGCUCUUCUUAGCUGGCUUACGCAUUUUGCCAGACAAGGGGCAGACUCUGGAGAGUCUAAGCAAACGGCCGAGAUGCGACUGCGGACGAUGCUUGAGCGACAGAACGACCUAGUAUCCCCUGGCUCAAAUUAA
Molecule: messenger RNA, 1272 nt
Organism: Aspergillus melleus
Lineage: Eukaryota; Fungi; Ascomycota; Eurotiomycetes; Eurotiales; Aspergillaceae
Exons: 1
Coding region: 1-1272 (423 amino acids)
Source: RefSeq, a predicted model, not a curated record